Monodelphis domestica (gray short-tailed opossum) is the source of this 1190-nucleotide messenger RNA. RefSeq names its product TP53 regulated inhibitor of apoptosis 1 (gene TRIAP1). Gene Ontology annotation, cellular component: mitochondrial intermembrane space; cytosol; nucleus. Gene Ontology annotation, biological process: phospholipid translocation. The record is from RefSeq and is a predicted model, not a curated record. Gene Ontology annotation, molecular function: phosphatidic acid transfer activity. NCBI's taxonomy places the organism in Eukaryota, Metazoa, Chordata, Mammalia, Didelphimorphia, Didelphidae.
AUGAACAGCGUGGGAGAGGCCUGCACGGACAUGAAGCGCGAGUACGACCAGUGUUUCAACCGCUGGUUCGCCGAGAAGUUCCUCAAGGGUGAAGGUUCCGGAGACCCCUGUACUGACCUCUUCAAGCGCUAUCAGCAGUGCGUGCAGAAAGCGAUAAAGGAGAAGGAGAUUCCUAUAGAAGGACUGGAGUUCAUGGGCCAUAGCAAAGAAAAAUCUGAAAGUUCUUCUUGACAUUGACACUAGCCUUCAGUAUGACCUUUUCAACUACAGAAAUCAAGACAUCUGAAAGACUGUUGCAUCUGAAGAUGCAUUGAUUUUAUAUGCUUUUUAGAGGAAGGUUCCCAUAAGUUUCUUUAUUUGCAGAAGGGUCGUGGAGACCAUUAUUUGCUUUCAGGGGUUGGAUAAUAUCUAGCUGGUGUGGCAUCUUACAUUAUCAAAUAUGGUAUAAAAGAACAUUUUUUCAGAUGACCAGAAUGUUACUUACUUGGUCUGCUGUGAUCAACUUAUAAAGCGGUUUGCAUAUAAAUACCAAUACAGGAGUCAGGAUGACUAGGCUGUCCUGAAUGCUUAAUCCAUGCUGCUAAAUAUUAGAUAAAGUUUUUUAUCUUCUUUUCCUGGAAGCACACCUUUGAUGCCCUGGGAGCAACACCAGGAUUUAAAUGGCAACCAUUUUGUUUGGAUAAAGACUGAAUAAUGGUUAAUGGUAUGGGGCUAGCCCAAAAGGGGAUUCACCUUUAAACUCUGCUUUUACAAAGAGGAUUCAGAUUGAAUAAGGAACACGAAGUUCUUAAAGGCUUCUAAGAAGCCUUUUGGAGCUCCCAGAGUUUGUUACUAAGUGCACAAAUUAAGGUGACUUCUAGUUUUCUCUAAAUCCUUCGUCAAUUAAGCUACGAAGGUACUAAAAUAAGCAAAAGUCUGAUUUUCUUGAUUGUCAGGCUGCUUUGUGAAUGGUAAUUGUGACUGAAACAAAUUGCCCUGAUGGAAAAGGCAACUCUCACAGGUUGAGCUGUAGACCAGCCUGAGUGUGUUGGGGGAAAGAGGGCUGUUUACUGGCCUCUUGAUUGCAGUAAUACUUGCAUGUUGUUAAUUGGGAUAAGGAGGUUGGUUUGCUUUAUUUGCCUUAUUUGUCCAUCAUGUUCUAUAACAUCCAAAAUCACAGAUGGAAUAAAUAACUGCUUUUUGGUUUAUAA